This is a messenger RNA of Symbiodinium natans, 606 nucleotides long. The record is from the annotation of a GenBank genome assembly. NCBI's taxonomy places the organism in Eukaryota, Dinophyceae, Suessiales, Symbiodiniaceae.
GAGACCUCAGAACAUAGAGUCCUGACCAACGCGACAAGUCAAUAUGGAGAGUGCGAUCCCCGGAAGUCCAUCGCGGCACAGAUUCCGGCCGUGGCUUGCUCCUGUGCGCGUCCCAUGAAGCCGGUGGAUUUGUCCUAUGGCUGCUCGAGGGUGUGCGGAAAGAGGACGGCCGGGGAGCAUGCCGGCAAUGCCUUCAUGAAAGGCGUGGCGGGCACCGCCACAACGCCAGAGAUUGGCACCGGGAUCAUCAAGUCCCUGUUCUACUUGGGCCUGCAUGCCACGGGAGUUCUGCCGGAUUGGGACAAGCUGCAGGUCUGUGCAAGCACCUAUGACUUCAUCCACUCGAAGUGCCCUCAUCGGAAGCAGAAGGGGUGUGUGUGGAGGGACCAGUUUGCCGCCACGAGCCAUCGGUGCAUCAACCUCUGGGAGAGCCUUGGUCGGAACAACGGGGAGUACGUCUGCCACGUGGUGGACUGGUGGGAUGCCUGCUGCUCAGACCGAGAGCCCCUACCCCCUGAGGAGCUGGACUGUGCAGGCUGUGGCCAGGACAUGUACUUCUGCCAGUGCAGCGCCAUCGGCGACGGCCUCCGGCCCACGCACCUCUAG